Messenger RNA from Salvia miltiorrhiza (redroot sage), 864 nucleotides. RefSeq names its product glyoxylase I 4-like. Bases 182 to 754 code for a protein of 190 amino acids. The record is from RefSeq and is a predicted model, not a curated record. The transcript is spliced from 3 exons. Lineage: Eukaryota; Viridiplantae; Streptophyta; Magnoliopsida; Lamiales; Lamiaceae.
AUCCCUUAUCUAACUCCUUCAAUCCCCUAUUCUCUUCUCUUCUCUCCUCUCAUUCUAAUUCUUUUUGUUGGAUCUUAUCCAUUUAAUUAGGUAGUUGAUCAGUUUUGGCAGCUUCAGUUUCAUCAAGAUUUCGAAAAUUAAUUUUCUUCGAGUGUCAUCUCUGUGAAAAAGCAAAUUAAAGAUGCAGGUGGAGAAGAAGAGAAACGUGUUGCAACUGUCAUCGUUGAACCACAUUUCUCUUGUCUGCAAAUCAGUGGAUGAAACCAAUUAUUUCUAUAUAAAUGUUCUUGGAUUUGUGCCUGUCAAGAGGCCUGCCGCUUUGAAUUUUCCAGGGGCAUGGCUGGUUGGUCAUGGGAUAGGAAUACAUCUACUACAAUCAGAAAUUCCAGAAAACUUGCCAAAGAAAACUGUGAUUAAUACCAAAGAUAGUCACAUUUCAUUCCAGUGUGAGAACAUGGGCAUGGUGGAGAAGAAGCUCGGAGAAAUGGGGAUUGAUUGGGUGCGGCAGAGAGUAGAAGAAGGUGGAAUCUACAUGGAUCAGUUGUUCUUCCACGAUCCAGAUGGAUUCAUGAUUGAAAUCUGCAACUGUGAAAGCAUCCCUAUCAUACCAUUGGACAGCAAGAUGCAUAUGAUAUGUCCACACCCACCACUGAAGCAGAUCAGGGUGCAGCCGCAGCAGAUCCGUGCCCUAGUGCCUAGGAUUGGGCCCAAAAUUUUGAGCGAGGGGGGCGAAAUUAUCAUUCCCAAUAAUUAACUACUCCAUAUCAUAAGCAAACUAAAUAUAUAAACAUCUAAUUAAGCCUAUUAUAUAAUACAAAAUUAUUUUAUGUUAUACGUACAAAUUUAUUUUUGUUUGAAAACUAU